This is a messenger RNA of Prionailurus viverrinus (fishing cat), 3776 nucleotides long. It is a transcript of the gene CA2H3orf18, whose product is annotated as chromosome A2 C3orf18 homolog. The record is from RefSeq and is a predicted model, not a curated record. NCBI's taxonomy places the organism in Eukaryota, Metazoa, Chordata, Mammalia, Carnivora, Felidae. The transcript is spliced from 5 exons. The coding region runs from base 1651 to 2139 and encodes 162 amino acids.
CGGAGCGGGCAGAGAGGCGAGGCACUGGAGCAUGGGGGACCCUUGCGGCUACUCGCCUCCGCCCCACCCCCGCGGUGGGUCCAGGCCCCGCUUGUCCCGGCCCAAGCCGACUGAGCCGGCACUCACGGCUGCCGGCGGUGCGCUGUAGCUGGCCCCGCCCCGGCUCGGAGCGCACUGGGAGGGCGGACCUGGGGUCGGACCCGCAGUCCCCGGCCCUGGCCUCCUGCCGAUCGCCAUCACCCCUAGCCUCUCCGGCUGAGCUCGGCGUCCCAGAGAGGAUUAAGUAAGUGCUGAGGUCGCAGCUUCUGUGCAAGAAUGGAGGAAUCACAGAGUCGCAGAGCGGGGAUGGGGAUUGGAGCAGGGAGGACUGAAGAACCUGGUAGAGAACGGUAUGCGGGUUCUCGGAGGUCGCGGUGCCAACCCAUUUCACCCGUUUCAUUCUCUUGCCCUUUGGACCCUCAGGCAGUCCCAGACAGUGAUGGGCAGGGCCUUUUCUCUGCUUUGGAUCGAGGAAUAAAGAGAGCCCAGAGCAAGAGUUAAGGGUCUGGCCCAAGGUCAUGUCUGGGGUCAGAGGCAGAGCCAAGGAAGAACCUGGGGUUGCUGACGCGUUCAGCCUAGCUGGAGGGAGAGGGCAGAGAGGGAUGAGCCCCCAUAUCCCUCUGCCAACCUUACCACUUCCUAAGGAGCCAUCAUUAGUGUGUACACUCCUCACACACACACCCAUGCACCUGCACAGGGAGGCACCCCACAUACACCCAUGAGCUAGGACAGGGAGGUAUGUGUGCAGCCAUGAGCUGUGUAUCUCCCCCUUCUCCCUAGACCUGCCCUUAGGCAGCUUGAAUGGGCCCCCUUCCCACCUUGCCUUACCCUGCGCCCUCUGGCCUGGGAAGACCUAAGCCACACCCUCUUGCCACAUCUCCCACCCUCUCCUCCCAAGGGAGGGGGGGGGAGAAGAAUCAUCUCAGAGUGGGUGCUCCAUCCCUGCAUAUGAAGACACACUCCCUGCUCACCUGGUUUUUCCUUGUCUCCGGCAGCCCCUAGCUCCCCUAUGGAGGUCCUGUGGCCCUUAGAGCCUGCAGAGAAGUCGUGCCAGAGGACCUGACCUUAGCCUCUCUCCCCUUCCUGCCUUCUGGGCUCUCCACACCUGCCCUGCCCCACUGCAAACACAGCCUGGAUCACAAAAUUGGCUGGGUCCAGGGGCUUCUUUCCCAAGUGGGCUGCCCAGUGGGGAAGGUCUAUACAUUGGGUGCUUACUGUGGGCAAGGGUUGCGCUGAGCUAAGUCUUUUCAAGGGACGAGUUCAUUCUGCCAUUUUAACGAACUGUGAGGGAGGUGGGGUUUUGUUUUUGUUUUUGUUUUUGUUUUUGUUUUAUCUCGGACUCAGGAGAACUGAGACACAGAAGUGGAGUGACAUGCCUAAGGUCAUCUGACUCUUGGGCAAGUGUUUCCCUCCAGGAAAGGAAAAAGCUGCAGUAUUUUUUUCUCCAAGCAGGAGCACCCAAGGAGCCAGGGAGCUCCCUUUAUCCAAGGAGGUGGCAACCUGCAAGUAUAGUGGGGGGGCCACAGUCUGGAACACUACUGAUGUCAGAAUCAAGUUGGCAGGUUGGCUGACCACAGGCAGUCUCUCAGCCAGGGCCCUCUCAGCAUCAGCAUGAACUCCAGGAUCCCAUCUGCCAGGGGCUGGUUCAGCAGCCGCCCACCCACCUCUGAGCCUGACCUGGAGCCUGCCACAGAUGGGCCAGCUUCCGAGACCACUACCCUCAGCACAGAAGCUACCAGCUUUAAUGACACCAGAAUCCCUGAUGUGGCUGGUGGCACAGCUGGUGUGGGCACAAUGCUUCUGUCCUUUGGGAUCAUCACAGUGAUUGGCCUGGCUGUGGCCAUGGUUUUAUACAUCAGGAAGAAGAAGAGGCUGGAGAAGCUCCGCCACCAGCUCAUGCCCAUGUACAACUUCGACCCUACGGAGGAACAAGAUGAACUGGAGCAGGAGCUGCUGGAGCACGGGCGGGACGCUGCCUCCAUGCAGGCUGCUGCCUCUAUGCAGGCCAUGCAGGGCAAGACCACUCUCCCCUCUCAGGGCCCACUGCAGAGGCCCAGCCGGCUGGUGUUCACCGACGUAGCCAAUGCCAUCCAUGCAUGAGUGCCCCGGGGACAGGCCUGGACUUCUGAUGAAGACACCUGCCACAGUGCCCAUUGAGCUGCCCACUCCGUGAUUGUUAAGACCUACUCUCAGGACCUGCCCUGCCAAGGCCCAGCUAUUCCCAGGACCCACCUGCUGACUCUCCAGGCUCUAAGAGAGGCCCUGGCCAGGCAGGCUGGACAUCUGGCUACUGAUGUCCCCUGAUCUGAGGGCCCUGGCAUGGAGGGCAUCCCUCAUGUCAGGAAGGUUGAGAGCUAUGCUAGCUUCCUUGUGUCCUCCCCAGACUCCUUACAUCAUGGUCUGCUCCUCUAAUGUGGAGGAAAUGGGGGGGGGGGGGGAGACAUGGGAUGGGAGGGGAAAGGAGAGAGGAGUAGGGAGGGUUUCCCCUUUGUCAGGGAGAGACCUGUCUUCAGAAUCUGGAGCCUCCUCUACAGUGCGGAGAGGCAACCAACCGGGUUGCCCCAGGAGAAGCCCAGGGAUGAAGCAAGAACUGCCAAGUGGGCAAGGAUGCCAGGAAGAGGGCUGCUCCUACCCAAGGCCCAUCUGUAUUUUGGAGGGUCCAUGAGGCCUCCCAGCCACCCUCCCUGGCAGCCAGCUGUUGGCUGGGAAAGAGCAAAGGAAGUAGGGGAACGGGUGUAGAGGGACACAGUGCCUGGACCUGCUGAAAGGCCUCAGACAUGUGCGUGAAUGUGCCCAUGUGCAGGGUAGGAUGUGCGUAUCCCAGCACAGGGUAGGAUGAAGACCUUCUGCAUGGGCCCCACCCUCCAAGUCCACCCCACCCCUUGAUGUGUGUGGGAGCACCAGGAUAGGCCACCUUCUCUGCCUUCAGUGUUCGGGACUGAAGGGAAAGGAAAGCCAAGGUGAAGGUCCUGCUGCCCAUCUCAUCUCUUCACUGGGCUCUACAAGCCAGGUAACCUGCUUCUGAAAAUGGUUCCCUGUCCUGGUGUAUAUUGGGGAUCUAGGGUUGUGGGAGAGGCUACUGGUCUGAGGGCAGUGGUCACAGGCUGUGGGCUAUCUGGGGACUUCUGACUGCCUGAAACGGGGUGGGGGUAGCCCCAUGGAAAACAGACCUAUUUGAUAGCAUUUGAUAGCAUAGCCCACCCACCCGUUGUCUACCCACCCCACAUCCCUCAGGAAUUCUACCAGUCUGGGGCAUGUGAGCAAGGCAUGGGGCUUAUCCAGACCCCAGGAGCUGAGCAAUUUUCUACUCUGAGCAUGCAUGCGCACGUGAGCAUGCACAGAAGCAUGCCCCCAUGCCCAGCCUCGCCACCAUUGCUGUCCUCCGCUUUCUGGAGGGGAUGCGGGGGCAGCAGCACAGACCUUCUGUUGGGCAAAUACCAUGUGUCAGGAUGUGAGGGCCAAGGAGGCCCGUGUAGGGAAGAUUUGGGAUGUGUUCCCUCCUCUAGAUGCUAUAAAUACAUUAGCACUUGAACCAACUGGAGGGCUGUGGGUAAUUUAGGAUGCACAGACGCUGUAAUUUAACUCACAGCAUCUCCAUGCGAGAGCAUUAAAGAUGUAAUUAAGAUGUUUACACAAAAAGAGUGUGAGUCUGUGACACUUGGGGUGUGAAACACCAGGAGGGACAGGAUGGGUGAAGGGCUGUGUGGGGGCCUGGCAUAGUCACUUGGAGCCCAGCU